UCGAACUGUAUCAAGUAGUUAAAAUGGGCGUCUGUUCAAUUCUCAGAUUUAUUUUACUAAUCACUCGGAUUCAAUUUAUCCACGGACAAGACGGUAGAUGCUUCGGACCAUUAAUAUGUUGCAGAGGAUUUGAAUACGACCAGGAAAGAAAUAUUUGCUCUCCCUGUGAGUAUCCGAUGUUCGGUUCAGAAUGCAAAGGGAUUUGCAAUUGUUCUAUGGAAAACUGCAACAGAUUUCACGGUUGUUUUCUCAACGAAAACAUAACGGUUUCAACAGUUGUAAGUACAACUAACAUAGAUGACAGCAGUGUUCAAGAUUUGACAUCAAAAUCAUCGAAUGCAAUGACUACGAUCACAAGAAAGCAAACUCAUGGUAAGCAGGUGUGAAGGUAUUACAGAACAAAUGACGUAGGGAACAUUUAAAAAAAAGAAUCAUAAGAUAUUCUUUCCACAUAAGCAAAAUUGCUUAAUUAAAUUACA
Molecule: messenger RNA, 479 nt
Organism: Saccostrea cuccullata (small rock oyster)
Lineage: Eukaryota; Metazoa; Mollusca; Bivalvia; Ostreida; Ostreidae
Product: endothelial cell-specific molecule 1-like
Exons: 4
Coding region: 24-386 (120 amino acids)
Source: RefSeq, a predicted model, not a curated record